Molecule: messenger RNA, 3463 nt
Organism: Cylas formicarius (sweet potato weevil)
Lineage: Eukaryota; Metazoa; Arthropoda; Insecta; Coleoptera; Brentidae
Product: protein FAM184A-like
Exons: 10
Coding region: 215-3094 (959 amino acids)
Source: RefSeq, a predicted model, not a curated record
GAGUAAACGCAUAUAUUUAUAGUUUUAUACGUACCGCUUUAAAAUAACUUCGGAAAAAAGCUUGAUAACGCAAACCUUUAAAAUGAAGUGGUUAUGUGUUUGUUUCUAUAUAUAAAUACAUGGGUAUUUGAACGAUACAUUAACGAACUUUUCAGUUGUUUUCCAACUGCGGCUCGAUACAAUGUAUCUGUGAUUUCGAAAUAUUCGCUCGACGAUGUUUAAUUUUUUCCGAAAAUCGAAAAAAGACGAAGGAGGCAGCAGAAAGGGUAAGGAUAAAGAAGCUGACGCGACGCCGGUUCAAAAGAAAAUCAAAGAUAGGGAAAACUCGGAGCGAUCGUCGCCGACGGACGUAAAAAAGAAUAUGUGUAAAAAUAAUCAACCUUCAACACCUGAACUUGCGCCCGAAAGUGACUCAGUAUCACUGCCAAAAAAUGUCGUGAAUGCAUCGAAAACUAUCAGUAGUGAGGUGGAGACAUUUUACGAAAAAAACGAACGCGAAAAUAUGUGCGACACUUACGUAAACGGCCUGAAAGUGGCGGAUAACAAGUCCAGCGAACGACGCAGUUCGUCUGGUGGAGGAGUGAAGCCGUGCGGUCAUGGUACCACCGCGAUAUUACCCAAGGUGCCGCUUUCCGGCGUUUCUCAGAAGCUGGCCACUCCGCCAGAAAGUCCGGUAAUGGAAAUCAAAAAAACAUUCAAGUAUACCGUUAACGGAAUACAAGAAGAACCCAAUCAGUUGGAGAAAGUGGAAGAAAGUGGGAGUCCGGAGGUGGUUCCGAAUCUUGACAGGUCGCUGAGCAAAAAAAUCGAAGACAAAGAGAAAAACCUAAUUAACCAAGAGGCGAAAUUUCAAAGUCAACUGAAUGACCUCUCGAAGCAACUUUCCGUUCGCGAUGCUGAAGCAAACAAACUUCGCUUCGAGAUGGAAGAACUGCAAAGAGACGUGUUUGCAAAAUCUGCUGGAAUGGAUAGGCUUCAAUCCGAACUCAAUGCUGCCAACAAAGAGUCUGACGCAAUUAGACAAAAAAUCCGCCAUUUAGAGAACGAACUUGAGACCUACAGGAUACGAAACAACGAAUUGGCCGACGAUCUCAAAAACAAAACCGAAAUUUACAAUAACUAUGAAUACGAGACCAAAUCCAAGAUCAGCGAGCUGGAAGGGGUAAUCAGCAACCUCAGAGUAAGGAUACAAAACCUGGAAGAUCAAAUAAAGCAGCUGCAAGAAGAAAAGGAAGAUCUGGAAAGGAGACACGCCGAACUGCAAUCGGAACGCCAAGAAGAACAAAAGAAACUAUCCGAAACGGUAGACGGUGCCGUGAAACAAAAAGAGGAAAUUGAAAAAAAAUGGAAGGAAGAUUUCGAGAAACUUAGAACGAUUAACAUUUUGAAGGAGCAAGAGCUUUUGGACGAUUUCGAAUGGAAAUUAAGAGAAGUGCAGUUGACGUGCAAAAAAAAGUUGGACGACAAGGAUAAGGCGAUAGAGGAAAGAUUGCAAGAAGCUUAUAAAGAAGCUCAAAGAAAGAUGACCGAGGCCGAAGACAUGUUGACUCAAGUAGAAUCGCUAAAAUCGUACGAACUGGAAGUCCAAAAACUUCGCGGUCGAACCUUCGAACAAGAAAAAAACUUGAAAGAAAUGCGCGAGCAGCAGCAGCAAAUGAUGCAAGCCGAGGCGAAUCUCAAAAACGAGACCAAAAGACUGUUAAAUUUAAUAGAAAUAGAGAAAGAAAAUUUACAACACAUCCAGAGGAUCCACCGACAGGAGCUACUAGACAAGGAGAGGAAACUGAAGGAAACUUUAAAUCAGAAGAGGACCGAGAUCGCUAUGUAUUGGGAAGAGCGAUUGUUGCACGAGUGUGGCAGACUCAAAGACGAGCUUGAGCAAAUACACAACGAAGAAAAAUAUAAGGCGAUGGAGUCGGUUAGAAAACAGAAAGACGAAGAGUUUCAGAAGAAACAGAACGAAUGGGAGAAGAAAUUGAGGCAGUGUCUGAAGGAAAUUGAGUCGCUUAAAAAAUCUCUGGACGAGAAAGACGAAUACUACCACGAAGAAUUGAUCCGGGUGAGAUCAAACACGGACCGAGAUAUAAUGGAACUGCGAAGGUUGAUGGACAAAAUAGAUAUGGCUCACCACAAUAAUUAUGAAAAGCUGGUAGAGCAACACGACUCGGAGUUGGAAAAAUUAAAUUUGGAACACGAAGAUCAAAUCAGGGAAAUCGAGACGAUGUGGCAAAAUAAAAUGUCUUCACUUUCGUCGACGCUGGACGCGGUCAAAGAACAGAUGGAGAAGGAAUCAGAACAAAAAAUCGAGUCCCUCAUACAGCAACAUCGAAACGAGUUAGACUCGCAGUGGGGUAAUUUGAUCCACCAGAAGUCCGAAGCGAUCAAAUUGGUCGAAAACGAAUACGUAUCGAAAUACAACACGCUGGAGGAGCAAUUUUACACGCAACAAAAGUCGCACACGGCCAGAGAAAUAGAGUUGUUAAAGACAAUCGAUUCUUUAAAAAACGAACUGCAGAGUAAGGAGUCGACAUUGGACGAUCUUCAGAACAAUGUCGACACGCUGGAAGGGGGCGUGCAAGUGCUAAACAACGAAAUCGCCCAACAAGCGGAAACCAUGACCAAAAUGAAAAACGAGACUGAUCAAAAGAUAAGAAGCCUUCAGCAAACUAUUGGUCAGUUGCUCGAAGAGAGGGACAAAGAGAGGGAGAGCUUCAGAUUGAAACUAAUGAGCACUCAAAGACAAUCCCAGGAGAGUAUAGAUCAUCUUCAGAGAAAGUGUCAAUGUUUAACCAAAUUGUUCGAGGAGGUUCGGCAGAGAUACGAGAGGCGAGAAUCUCGACAAGAAGACCUCAACAUCAUAUCUGAUCUCAAGCAAGUCAUAGCGGAACAAGAGAAAGAUUUGGCUUGCCUCAAUGAAGAGAAGCGAUACUUUCAGAUGAGAUUGAUGCAACUAGAGCGACAUCUAGAGGCGCAAUCAUCCCUCGACGAAGAAGACUUCGAAGACGCUCAGAUGUUGAAAAGUGAAGCUCCUUCCUCAAGCCAAAACCCGCCUAUUUUCAUACCUCCCACGAUACCGGAGGAUUGUGAUGAAUGAUUUUUUUUUACUUUUCUUUUUAUUGCAUACGCGUUAUAUUUGUUACCAUUUCUAUUAAUUGUUUGUAUACUGUACCAUAUAAUAGAACGUAAAAAAAAUAUUUAUUUAUUUCUUUCACAUUUUCCAGAAAGUCUUUUGCAACAUUUUUUUAUGUUUUCUACAUCAACGAGAAAAAUUUGUGACUAGCUAUAUCCCCCCUAAACUAAAGAAAAGCAUGAAAAUGAAAAAGGAGGACAAAAAUCAUGAUAAUACAAAUUUACACUAACACUGAAACUAGAUUCUAAAAUUAUUGUGAAGCUGUGAUUCAAAACAUUUAAAAUUAAUUCCUGGUGUGCGUUCAUUGUCUUUCUUCUGUUAAUUUUAACCAAU